Malania oleifera is the source of this 3460-nucleotide messenger RNA. Its product is annotated as polyadenylate-binding protein RBP45. Gene Ontology annotation, cellular component: cytosol. Gene Ontology annotation, molecular function: mRNA binding. Lineage: Eukaryota; Viridiplantae; Streptophyta; Magnoliopsida; Santalales; Ximeniaceae. The transcript has 6 exons. The record is from RefSeq and is a predicted model, not a curated record. The coding region runs from base 115 to 1404 and encodes 429 amino acids.
UUCUUCUUCUCUCUCCUCGCUCACUCCUUACGAUAAUUGGGUGCCCAUCUAUCCAUCUACCCUCCAUCUCUAGGAUUAGGGUUAGGGUUUUCUGCGUCUGGGCUUUUGUAUAAGAUGAUGCAGCCAGCAUCUGGGGUGGUCCCACCGCCGAUGGCCCCCAUGCCCAUGGACCAGCAACAACAGCAACCUCAACAGCAACAGCAGCAGUAUCCCCCUGCUCCGCCGCAGCAGCAGUGGAUGAUGAUGCCUCCGCCGCAACAACAGGCGCCGCAACCCCUUCAGCAGCCACCUGUUUGGGCCCAGCAGCCUCCUCCGGCUGCCGUCCCUCCGCCUCAGCAGUCGCAGAUGCAGGCCCAGCAGCAGCAGCAGCAGUACGUGACGGUGCAGGGCGCGGGCCCUGAUGAGAUUCGAUCGCUUUGGAUCGGAGACUUGCAGUACUGGAUGGACGAGAACUAUGUUUGGAGCUGCUUCGCUCAAACUGGAGAGGCUGCUUCAGUGAAGGUUAUACGUAAUAAGCAAACUGGCCAGACAGAGGGUUAUGGUUUUAUAGAGUUUGUAACUCGUGCCGCGGCAGAAAGAGUUCUGCAGACAUACAAUGGCACAUUAAUGCCAAAUUCUGAGCAGAAUUUUCGAUUGAACUGGGCGACUCUUGGUGCUGGUGAAAGGCGUACAGAUGAUACACCUGACUUUACAAUUUUUGUUGGGGAUUUGGCUUCUGAUGUUACUGAUUAUAUGUUACAAGAAACAUUUAGAGCUCACUAUUCAUCUGUCAAGGGUGCCAAAGUUGUUACUGAUAGGACCACUGGACGUUCUAAGGGUUAUGGGUUUGUUAGGUUUGGAGAUGAAAGUGAACAAUUGCGUGCUAUGACUGAAAUGCACGGAAUGUUCUGCUCAACUAGGGCUAUGAGGAUUGGGCCAGCAGCUACCAAGAAACCUGUGGUUGGUCAGCAAUAUCAAAAACCUUCCUACCAGAAUCCUCAAGGGAGUCAGGGCGAGAGUGAUCCAAAUAAUACAACAAUAUUUGUUGGUGGUUUGGACCCCAGCGUUUCCGAUGAGCAUCUGAGACAAGUGUUUGGUCAAUUUGGUGAGCUAGUUCAUGUGAAAAUACCGGUAGGCAAGCGUUGCGGGUUUGUUCAAUUCACUAGCAGAGCUUGUGCUGAGCAGGCAUUAUCAAUUUUGAAUGGAACACAGUUAGGAGGACAAAAUAUUCGACUUUCAUGGGGGCGAAGUCCUUCAAACAAACAGGCUCAGCAAGAUCAGACUCAGUGGAAUGGUGGUUAUUAUGGAUAUGCUCAAGGAUAUGAAGCAUAUGGUUAUGCAGCUCCUCCUCAGGACCCCAACAUGUACUAUGGAGGUUAUGCUGGAUAUGGAAAUUACCAACAGCCACAGCAGGUGAGAACCUGAUAUAAAAGCUUCUUCUCGUGCAGCUCCUUUCAAUAAUAGGAUUUCUGUGCAAGUUUCCUGAUGGUAUUAUUAUUGCCACUGGGAUGAACUUGGUGAAUUUGUUGGUAUUGAUGCUCCAUGUUACCUGAGGAGCCUUGAGCGUAUUAGUCAUGAGUUGAUCAGGUUGCUGGUUGCCCUGGGUAUCUGAUUGUGUGUAUGCAGUAAAAUUAACUUGGUAACAAAAGAAUUGAUGCUUGACUGAUUAGAUUUUGCUUUUUGCUCAAUUACCAUUACAUGGGUGAGUUUACAUAAACGUGGCUGGGAUAUAUAGUCCCCACUAAAAUGACAAAAUAACCUUUAACAAGUUCAUUGUUUGUUUUCUAGAAUUGUCCCCAUUCAAAUCAAUACCCAGGGUCUUAUAUCUAAACCAUGUGAGGGGGAAUUGAAAGCAAGCAGAUAAGAAUUUCUGCCUUUACAAGUGCAUCUUUUGGCUGUUAUAGCACUGGAAACCCACCUAUCCUAUUAUUUGUGGACAACCGCAGGCCGUAGUUCUACCUGAAUCAGAGAACUCAGGCACUCGUGCACUCAAUUAAUAUGAUCAUUCGGCGGGAUAUUCAGAAACUGGUUGAAAUUUUUGGAUCUGAAUAUAUGUGGCUGGAAGGAAGUUUAUGAAUUAUGAUCAAUUAGAUAGGACAAACUGUCAUUGGAAUAAAUCAGAAGGAAGAAAAAAAAUCUCAAUUAACUCUUUUUUGGAUAGAAUCAGCCUACAUAAGCCACAAUUAGUUAAAGUAUGGUGGGUCCUUCUUAAGUAAUUGUGAAGCAAAGAUGCCUAAAAGCAAGGAUAAAUCAGAAAUGAGAACAAAUGUAAGGUUGCAGCAUUUUUUUAUCAAGCUAUCAAAGCAAGUACAUAGUUCAUUAUUGGGGGCCUCAUUAUUAUUAUUAUUAUCAUUGGUAGCAAGCUCAUGCAUGCCUUUUUCCAAGGUCGCCUUGAGUAUAUUUUAAAUAAGUUUGCCCCAAACAGAUUGUAUGAUCCAUACUCAAAGAUUAAUGAUAUAUUUUUUUUGUUGUUGUUAUAUGUUGAACUAUGAAAUAUAAAUUGUUAAUAUAUGUUAUAUUUUGAAUUAUAUGUCUUUUGGUUAUAUUGAAUUGAAUGAGUUGAGCUAUUUAGUUGGAUAUGCACAACAGUGGUAAUACAAUAAUGUUAGUAAUAUUUUAAUGGCAAGUGGGAGUGCAAUGAUUGUAAUUUUGGUUUUAUUGGUGAGGUUUGAGUUGAACGAAAAUAAAGGCCAGGGUAAAGCUGCAUACCCUGUAAUGGCCCUCGCCUUACCCUCGCAAAGUGGGGAAUCUUGUGGCGUGGGGAUGCCCUUUGUUUCUCCUGUUUGGCCAAGAGAGAUCUUUAAUUGCAGUGCACAAGUUAAUUAUAGAACUUCCAGAACAUGAAAGCUUGUUGAGGGAAACUGUAAGAUUUUAUCUGUCUUGUAAUGAAUGAUGAGUAUGGUGAAAUAUUUUUAUUUAAUGAUUUUUUUUGUUGGCGUUAAAAUUUAUGUCUAAGUUGAUGUUGUGAUAAUCAAUCUAUGAUGAUGAGCAAAUUCUUUUAAAUUAAUAUUUGUGACGGAAGAUUGUCCUAAUCUCUGCUCCUAUCAACUUCUGUAAUUGGCUGUGAUGGCAGAGAUUGGUUGAAAUGUACAUGAUAAAAUUGAAUGUUACUGUUGUUACCUGGUGCUUAUUCAACUAUUUCUAUCACGUGAAUUCUGUAGUUGUGAUCGUGACAUGAUUGUUAUUCUUACAUGCAGUGACCUGCAGCUGAGCUGUAUCCAAAGAGUCUGAAGGCUGAUGGUUGUGUAGUUUACUCCGUUGCCGGUGUAAUGUAAUUCAUGUGAUUUUGUGGGUUCUUUGAACAAAAUGUAAUAUGAAUAUGUUGGUUUCUGGAGAGCGCGACCAAUCAAACAUCUUGUUUCUCUUAGUAUUUUGUUUUAGAAAUCUUAGACUUGUUCUUUGUGGGUCAGUUUGGGGGGCGUGGAAGGCUUUCCAGAAUCAGUGCACCAAAUUAUUAAAUUGAGAUUUCCAUGUUACUUUA